Larimichthys crocea (large yellow croaker) is the source of this 1880-nucleotide messenger RNA. RefSeq lists its product as hypothetical. The coding region runs from base 382 to 1173 and encodes 263 amino acids. Lineage: Eukaryota; Metazoa; Chordata; Actinopteri; Sciaenidae. The transcript has 6 exons. The record is from RefSeq and is a predicted model, not a curated record.
UUAUUUUGAAGGUUAAGUUUCUUUUUUUCUGGAAAUCAGUCGCCUUGCUCUUUGUGAAUGUAGUGUACAGGGGAGAGAAAGACUGAACACCUAUGCUGUGGCAGUGCUGGAGCUCCCCUUCCCUAUGUCUUCAAAACUCUGCUACCAUGCUGUUACAUCUCUAACACACUAAAUGGAAAUAUUGUGAGAUAUUGACACAGGAAAAAAACUGUCAAAUGAGUUUGAGUCAGGAAAAUAAAGAAAGAGAAAGAACUGAGCUGAUGAACUCCCAACCGACGACAGCAAAGCUAUGCGUAUUACACAGCCUUCGACAAGCACUGGCAUGAAGACUUCAUCUGUACAGAAAAAGGAACUGUGACCAACACACUGUUACAGGACAACAUGAUUAACUACCUCCUUGGUGCCAUCAGCUGUCUCUGUCUUCUCUAUACUGGUGUCUUUGCUGAGGAAUGUGACAAGACUGUUCGGGCACAACGAAACACAUUUAGUGUGCCAGCAGGAGGUAAUCUGUCUCUGUCCUGCGUGGUCCAACACUGUGGAGCCACCUGGAAGGGAGACUGGAUACGUAAUUCAACAGAUUUCUUCACUGUUCAAGAAAGUGAGAGGCACCAUUUGAUCAGUGUGAAUAUCUCAGCCAAUGAAACUAAACUAAUUUUGGAUUUUCCGAGUGUUGACCAAUCAGACGAAGGUACCUAUGCAUGCAGGGUUAAAUGGGAUAACGGUGAAAUUGAACGGGGACAUCUUACGUUACUGAACGUUACUGCAGCUGUCCCCUCUCGGAGGAAUGCAUGGCACAGGGUUUUGGUCUGUGCCAGUGCUUCUCUUUGUCUUCCCAUCAUUCUGGGAUUGGCUCGUUGUCUGAGUUCAAAAGUCAAUCCUCAGCCACUUCCCAGGACCCUGUCCUCACAUGCAGCUGUUAACAGAGACCAACCACACCCAGUUCCACAGAUUCCAGCUCGGUGCCCAGUACCCCAGAAACGUAGCACUUCCGCUCACAAAGAAAAGAAAAGAGCGCCCCCCAAGUUCCAGCAGAAAACAGAGGUGGUGUAUGCAGACAUAUCCCAGGGUGUACUGAGACAACAGGGACCCACCAGAGAGCCUGCGCCCACCACCGUGUAUUCAUCCCUCAGAUUUGCCUCAGGUGGAGGUGGAAAGUUAUCUGCUGAGGAUUAAUUCAAACUUUUUGUGGAAUUCUACUUCAUAAUUGAUGUCUUUGGGAAACAUAUGAUGUGGAGCCAUGAGACCUGGAAGCUUCACAGUGGCAGGACUGCAUCUUUGAAACAUUCAGAAGAAUAUUUAACUGUAAUACUCAUUCGUCACCUGGCGCUGUGCGAGGCGGCAGCCUGUGGCCGCAGCUCCCGUCGUGUUAAUUUUGUCUGUUUUUCCUGAUCAGUCACAACCUGUUCAUAAGAGUUGCGACAAUGGCUGGACUUACUUUUGUUACCUCUUUACGUGUUUUUCUGUUAUUUUCCCUGCCCUUUGCCCUUUGUAUCUAUCUAUUGCAUCAUUCCUGAACUCAAGCUUUCGCUUUCAUAUGACAAAACGCUAAAGCAGAGGACAAAAUAAUACGUGAAAGGAUCCAGCAGAGUAAUGGACUUUGAAGUAGAGAGAGAUGCCAAAGAUCCAUCAUAUUCACGUAGCUUAGCAAGUGGAGCAGAUAAUGAGGAAAUGCAUCUGUCAGCUGAACCACCCUGAGGGGAUGCAGGGAGUGUUGUGCUAUAAUUUCACUCAUGUCAACACUUUUAUUGUUUUGUGGAUGCAGACAAGCAAAACAUGAAAUGCAGUCCUGUUUCAAGGUAUUGCAGUGUUUAAAAUGUGAAACAUAAUUAUAAUGUCUGAGGUGUUCGUAUACAUGCAGUAUUAAAGUAUGAACACAGUCA